GAACAACAAGAUGCUUAGGCAACCGCUGUCUCACCUUAAGCUCACAAAGUGAUGUUAGUUUAUCAUGUUUCGAGUUGGUUAAAUUUCUAAUCGGAAGGAGUAAACCAUAAGCUGCGCUUGUAUCCCUCCAACGGGGAACAACAGAGCCAUGGCAACUGCACAGUCUGCGGUAACAUUUGCAGUGUGCAUCCUGAUGAUAACAGAGCUGAUACUUGCAAAGAAAGACUACUAUGAUAUACUUGGAGUGCCUAAGGAUGCCACUGAACGACAGAUAAAAAAGGCUUUCCACAAACUUGCAAUGAAGUAUCACCCCGAUAAAAACAAGAGCCCAGAUGCUGAAGUGAGAUUCAGGGAAAUUGCUGAAGCUUAUGAAACUUUAUCAGAUGAUACCAAAAGAAGAAAAUAUGACCAGUUUGGCACUGCAUACUUCACUGGGGAUACUCAAAGCAGGCACAGAGAAGGCACUGACCAACCAUUCAACUUUGACGAUAUGUUCAAGGACUUUGACAUCUACAGUCAAAACAGACACGCUCGCUACAGGAGACACUUUGAUGAACAAUCCAGGUUCCAGAAGGAGUCCCACAGCAGACAUAAGAGACAUUUCCAUGGGGGCUUUGGAGGAGGUAUCUUUGAUGACAUGUUUGAUGACAUGGAGAAAAUGUUCACUUUUGAGAGACACACCAAGCAGACAGAAAACAGAUUUCAUGGUGCAUCAAAACAGCACUGCAGAACAGUGACACAACGCAGAGGAAAUAUGGUAACAACGUACACAGACUGUAGUGCAUCUUAAUGUGCAAAAUAGAACAUGUUAAUUUUAAAAUUGCCCUACAAAGGUACCAUUGUGUUGAGUAGAUGUACAAUGUGAACAGUGACAACUGACAUGUUGGCUCUCAGUGGCUGGCAAGUAGUAAAUACGCUUACAUCUCCAUUCAAGUAAGCUUCCCUUUGUCCCUGUGUGAGUGAAUGGUCUUUUAAAUGAUUGUAAUUUUUACUUUAUUGUGGAAGAGAGCUGACUGAGGUCAUUCCAGCAGUAUUUUUAAAAUACAUUUCACUGUUGGGAGCAAUAAAAUAGUCUUGCUUAAUUUGGUACAGGCAUACAUGUGCCAGUUGUCGCAUUUUGCUUUUGUACAGUUUUUAGGCUCUUUUGUGUAACUUUUGCUAUUGUUGGUCUGAGCAGCAGGCAAGAAACAAUGGCAGCUUUUACAGUUUUGUUUGCUGUUACUGGGAAAUGUCAACAAAACUCUGUGACCCUGGCCCUGCAUCAUCUGUUUUAACUCAGGGUUUUAGGUUUAAAUAGCAUUUUGUUCAAAGGUUUGUGUAGCCAACUGCACCAGACUUUUUUUUUAUUAACACCAUUCUAUUUGUUAGCACCUGUGAAUAAAGCUCACUCACUGCUAUUUUAAUAUCAUCUUAAAUAAAAAUUAGACAGUAUGAACCCAGAAAAAGUUGUAGACAACCAGAGACAUAUUUUGGCCUUAAUUUUUAAUAUUCUGUUUUGCUUGGACUGUGUCUCAGAUCCGUCAUUUGUGGGAGAUUAUACUUGUAAAAUCCAAGCCAAAAACAUACUGCAUCCAAGUUGUGUUUGUUUUUCAUCAGCUAUUUAUUUUUUGUGCCGAUUACCUCAUUGUUGCGAGUGCCAGAAGAGAUGUUGAAUCAUUUCCAGCUUCACUACAAGAUAGUCACAACCAAUUCUGAAUGUAUUGACAUAUUCUCUUCUGUUAUAUCUAAAAAACAUGGGGUGUUAUGUGUAUAAAAAUUAAACUGAACUAAAAUAUGAAAUUACAUAAAAUUGCUCUGUAACCAAGCUUUUAAUGGGCCACUUGAACAGUAAGAUGACAACAUUAACCCUCAACACAAACAGCUGAGGUUGAAACAUGUUUCUAACUUAUCAUCCAUUACCUCAGUCCUGCAAAGUGAUUUCAGUGACAUGAUUAGUUGACUUUAUGGUGUGCAAUAUUUUUUUAUAUUUUCUUUUUUUACAUUGAUGUUGUGGAAUAUCCAGUAGCACUUUCAUUUUGUACUACUUUCUCAGUGUGUAAAGAAUGUCUGAAAUAAAAACUAUUUAGACUAAAAUA
Sphaeramia orbicularis (orbiculate cardinalfish) is the source of this 2075-nucleotide messenger RNA. It is a transcript of the gene dnajb9a, whose product is annotated as DnaJ heat shock protein family (Hsp40) member B9a. Gene Ontology annotation, cellular component: endoplasmic reticulum. Lineage: Eukaryota; Metazoa; Chordata; Actinopteri; Kurtiformes; Apogonidae. The transcript has 3 exons. The record is from RefSeq and is a predicted model, not a curated record. Bases 149 to 790 code for a protein of 213 amino acids. Gene Ontology annotation, biological process: ERAD pathway. Gene Ontology annotation, molecular function: misfolded protein binding; protein-folding chaperone binding.